Molecule: messenger RNA, 787 nt
Organism: Mauremys mutica (yellowpond turtle)
Lineage: Eukaryota; Metazoa; Chordata; Testudines; Geoemydidae
Product: visinin-like
Exons: 3
Coding region: 1-579 (192 amino acids)
Molecular function (GO): calcium ion binding
Source: RefSeq, a predicted model, not a curated record
AUGGGGAACAGUAAAAGCGGGGCGCUGUCCAAGGAGAUCCUGGAGGACCUGAAACUCAACACCAAGUACACGGAGGACGAGCUGUGCAAGUGGUACGAGAGCUUCCAGAAGCAGUGCCCGGACGGGCGCAUCAGCCGGGCCGAGUUCGAGAAGAUCUACGGCAACUUCUUCCCCAACUCGGACCCCAAGGUCUACGCCCGGCACGUCUUCCGCAGCUUCGACACCAACGACGACGGGACGCUGGACUUCCGGGAGUACAUCAUCGCCCUGCACCUCACCUCCUCCGGCAAGACCAACCUCAAGCUGGAGUGGGCCUUCUCCCUCUUCGACGUCGACCGCAACGGGGAGAUCAGCAAGAGCGAGGUGCUGGAGAUCAUCACGGCAAUAUUUAAGAUGAUUCCCCCUGAAGAGCAGAAAAUGCUGGCUGAGGACGAAAACACCCCCCAGAAACGAGCCGACAAGCUCUGGCACUACUUCAAAAAGGAGGAAAAUGACAAAAUCGCCGAGGGGGAGUUCAUCUCCGGGGUGAUGAAGAACGAAGCCAUCAUGAAGCUGAUCCAGUACGAACCCAAGAAAUAGGAAGGCCGAGGUCCCGGGCCGGGAAGGGAACAGCAACCUGGAGGGAGAACAGGCGCCGCUCCCCCGCCGUGUGCAUGGAGUGAGCGAGAAAACGAGUGAAUGAGAAAAUGAUGAAACGAAUGAAUGAAACGAGAUGUGUGAGAGGCCUGACCCAUCUCCAGCCAUACGCUGCCAUGUCGGUCUUCACCCCUUUCCCCGGGUAGCUGUA